ACACUCUACUCAGUCACAAAAAAAUGACAGUUGAAAGUCAAACAAACGUCGGUUCGCCGGUUCGUUUCAGUUCCCUUCCCCCUAUUCUCUAAACUCCCAAUCCGUUUCUAUUUCAUUCCAAUUAUCAUUUUUAGUUUCUUGGGUUUUCCUGUGGUGUAAAAAAGCAAAAUGAGUGAUCUAUUUGAAACAAGUGCUGAAGAAAAUUCUUCCCAGAUAUCUGUAGUUGAUGCUAAUUGCGACUCCAACGCACAAUUCCCUUCGCCGGACCAUGUUCUAAGAGAGACACCGGCAUAUAUUUUUAGCAAUUUGAUGUCUUCCCAAUCUGAUGUAUCUGAGACAUCUCAUGAAGAAAACACGAAAGCUGAUGCUGCCGUACAGACGGACAUUACUUUUCCUGAGUAUCUCCCAGAAGUAAUGCAAAACAUUUUAAAUAUUUAUGCUGAUAAUCCGGAGCCAUACGAUUUGAGUUUGGAAAAUGAGGAGGAAGAAAUGAAUGAUGAACCCAAUGCAUUCGAAUUUCUGCAGCAGCAACAAUUUGACUUUGAUUUACCAUCACCACCAUUUUCCGAUUUUGAUUGUCAACUGGUAGAGCCCCAGGAUUACAUGGGUGAGAAUCCAAACAUAGUUGCCGAUGUGGACAUAACUGAUUCAGACCAUGAAAUUUAAAGUAGAUAUCAAUCAGUAUUGAUUGCAUUGACACAUAUUGUUGUCUCCUUUUUGUGUAAAAUAACAAAAGGGAUGACAAUAUGUGUCAAUAAAAAUGUCACAACAAUGAAACCCACUCCGAGAUGAUUAUUUUGAUAUUUUUUUAUUGAAUUAUUAUGACAGACUUUACAGGGGUAAAAGUACAAUUUAUCCUUUUCUUAUAUACCCUGUUUUAUUAAACAUUACAAAGUCUUUGAUACACAAUAAUUGUUACAUAAUACAUGUUUUUAGAUAUAGGGACGAUCUCCAUUUGUGAUAUUAAUGCAUAAAACUCUAAUUUAGGUUAAUAUUGGCAUUAAUAAUAUCUUACCAUGUGUUUCUGACAUCAAAAUCUCUGUAUAACGCAUCUUGUCAAAACAGAGAUAAUAAUAUGUUUUAAAUGGAGAUUUUGAACUUGGAAACCCAUGGUAAGUGUUAAAAUAUAAUAUAGCAGUACUUAAAUAAUGUAAGAGAAAAUGACUGAUUAACUUUUAUGUUUCUGAACUAUAAUACAAAAUAAUAAUAGAGUAAUGUUGUGAUUCUUUUCGCCUUUCAGUGAAUUUCAAUUUGUUUAUUUACUAAUGAAUUGUUUUGAAAGUUCUACUUCUCCCAGCAAAUUUUACUUUUACACAAUUUAUGAAAAUAUUCAUUUACAUGAUAGGAAAUAGGAUAUGAUGCAAAAUGGAAGAAUACAACUUUUCUUUUUUUUUAUGUUACAACAUUUCAACUCCUUGUUUUUUUUUUUAUAACCAAACAUAUUGUUAUUGAUUGACAUGUGUUCGUUUUGUACCUCAUCUUAUUAUUGAUGAACAUACUAGAAUUUGCUAUUUGCAUUUAAUUUUUUGUUAACUAAAUGUGAUUUAUAAAAUAUUUAUUGUGAACUUGUGGAUCGGUGUGUUGAUUAUUUAUAGAACAAUUGAUAAUUAUAUUAGAAAUUUGUGAUAAACUUUUGGGAU
Molecule: messenger RNA, 1640 nt
Organism: Papilio xuthus (Asian swallowtail)
Lineage: Eukaryota; Metazoa; Arthropoda; Insecta; Lepidoptera; Papilionidae
Exons: 5
Coding region: 169-666 (165 amino acids)
Source: RefSeq, a predicted model, not a curated record